Molecule: messenger RNA, 3424 nt
Organism: Rhinichthys klamathensis goyatoka
Lineage: Eukaryota; Metazoa; Chordata; Actinopteri; Cypriniformes; Leuciscidae
Gene: tnpo2a
Product: transportin 2a
Exons: 25
Coding region: 131-2800 (889 amino acids)
Biological process (GO): protein import into nucleus
Cellular component (GO): cytoplasm; nucleus
Molecular function (GO): nuclear import signal receptor activity; small GTPase binding
Source: RefSeq, a predicted model, not a curated record
CCGAGAACACCUCGUCAUUUCCUCGUUGUAGCGCUCGUCCUGCGGAAGUGUUUGAAAGUGCCAUUGCGCGAGACGAGCGCGAGCUCCACGCUGCACGAGCUGAUCAAUAGGCCUCCGCACGCGGCAUGUGAUGGAGUGGCAGCCGGAUGAACAAGGCCUCCAGCAGGUCCUGCAGCUCCUGAGAGACUCUCAAUCUCCAAACACAGCCACACAGAGAGCUGUGCAGCAGAAACUAGAGCAGCUGAAUCAGUUUCCUGAUUUCAACAACUAUCUCAUCUUCGUCCUGACGAGGCUGAAAACUGAAGAUGAGCCCACUCGAUCCCUCAGCGGUCUGAUACUGAAGAACAACGUGAAGGUUCACUAUCAGAACUUCCCUCCUGGAGUCGCACACUUCAUCAAGCAGGAAUGUUUAAACAACAUCGGAGACCCUUCCCCUCUCAUCCGCGCCACUAUCGGUAUCCUAAUUACAACGAUUUCCACCAAAGGGGAGUUGCAGACAUGGCCGGAGUUGCUGCCCCAGCUGUGCAACAUGCUCAACUCCGAGGACUACAACAUCUGUGAGGGCUCGUUUGGAGCUCUACAGAAGAUCUGCGAGGACUCGUCUGAGCUCCUGGACAGUGACGCUCUGAACCGACCCCUCAACAUCAUGAUUCCCAAGUUCUUGCAGUUCUUCAAACACUGCAGCCCAAAGAUCAGAUCUCAUGCUAUUGCAUGUGUGAAUCAGUUUAUCAUCGGAAGAGCGCAAGCCCUGAUGGACAACAUUGACACCUUUAUUGAGAGUCUGUUUGCGCUGGCCGCAGACGAGGACUCGGAGGUGCGGAAGAACGUGUGCAGGGCUCUGGUCAUGCUGCUGGAGGUCCGAGUUGACCGACUCAUCCCUCACAUGCGCAGCAUCGUUGAGUACAUGCUGCAGCGCACACAGGACCCGGAUGAGAACGUGUCUCUGGAGGCCUGUGAGUUCUGGCUUACGCUGGCUGAGCAGCCCAUCUGUAAGGAUGCCCUCUCUGGACACCUUGCACAACUAGUUCCUGUUCUGGUGAACGGGAUGAAGUACUCUGAGAUUGACAUCAUUUUGUUAAAGGGUGAUGUGGAGGAAGACGAGGCCGUGCCGGACAACGAGCAGGACAUAAAGCCUCGCUUUCACAAGUCUCGUACCGUCACCCUUCGCCAUGAAGGUGAUGAAGCGGAGGAAGGAGAGGACAGUGAUGACGAUGAUGAUGACGACGACGACAGUCUCUCCGACUGGAAUCUACGUAAGUGUUCGGCAGCCGCCCUUGAUGUCCUGGCAAAUGUGUUUCGGGAUGAGUUGCUGCCCCACCUGCUCCCUGUGCUGAAGGAACUGCUGUUCCACCCGGACUGGGUCAGUAAAGAGUCUGGUAUCCUGGUGCUUGGAGCCAUUGCUGAAGGCUGUAUGCAGGAUAUGGUGCUGUACCUGCCUGAGUUAAUUCCUCACCUGAUCCAGUGUCUCUGUGAUAAGAAAGCACUGGUCCGCUCCAUCGCCUGCUGGACUCUGAGUCGCUAUGCACACUGGGUGGUCAGCCAGCCACCCGACUCCUACCUCAAACCCCUCAUGACCGAGCUGCUCAAACGCAUUCUUGACAGCAACAAGAGGGUUCAAGAGGCCGCCUGCAGCGCAUUUGCGACCCUGGAAGAGGAGGCCUGUACAGAGCUGGUUCCCUACUUGAGCUUCAUUCUGGACACACUGGUGUUUGCUUUCGGCAAGUACCAGCAUAAGAACUUAUUGAUCCUAUAUGAUGCCAUCGGAACCCUUGCUGACUCUGUCGGACACCAUCUUAACCAGCCGGAAUACAUCCAAAAGCUCAUGCCCCCUCUGAUUCAGAAAUGGAAUGAGUUAAAAGAUGAAGACAAAGAUCUGUUCCCCUUGUUGGAGUGUCUGUCUUCAGUGGCCACAGCCCUGCAGAGUGGUUUCCUGCCUUACUGUGAACCAGUUUACCAGCGCUGUGUCACCCUGGUCCAGAAGAACCUCGCUCAAGCCAUGAUGUAUAACCAGCAACCUGACCAGUAUGAGUCCCCUGAUAAAGACUUCAUGAUUGUGGCCCUUGAUCUGCUCAGCGGUCUGGCCGAGGGACUCGGGGCUCAUGUAGAACAGCUGGUCACCCGCAGCAACAUCAUGACCCUGCUCUUCCAGUGCAUGCAGGACCCCAUGCCAGAAGUGCGACAGAGUUCGUUCGCUCUCCUAGGAGACUUGACGAAGGCGUGUUUCCUUCACGUGAAGCCAUGCGUCGCUGAGUUCAUGCCUGUCCUGGGUGUCAAUCUCAACCCUGAGUUCAUAUCUGUGUGCAACAAUGCCACGUGGGCCAUCGGAGAGAUUGCUAUUCAGAUGGGUACGGAGAUGCAGCCUUUUGUGGCCUUGGUUCUCAAUAACCUUGUGGAGAUCAUCAACCGACCUAAUACACCCAAAACUCUACUGGAGAACACAGCCAUUACGAUUGGUCGACUGGGAUACGUGUGUCCACAGGAAGUUGCCCCCAUGUUGGCACAGUUCAUUCGCCUCUGGUGCACGUCACUUAGAAACAUUCGGGACAAUGAAGAGAAAGACUCUGCCUUCAGAGGCAUUUGCAUAAUGAUUGGGGUAAAUCCGGGAGGAGUCGUACAGGACUUCAUCUUUUUCUGUGAUGCUGUGGCCUCCUGGGUAACUCCAAAAGACGAUUUGAGGGACAUGUUCUACAAGAUUUUGCACGGCUUCAAGGAUCAGGUUGGCGAGGAUAACUGGCAGCAGUUCUCAGAACAGUUUCCACCACAGCUGAAGGAGAGACUUUCAGCCUGUUAUGGUGUGUAGAUGCCGCCCCUGCUGACAUGAGAUUCUACUAUUAGGUCAAAUCUGCGGGAGGGUUACUGUCUGUUUGUGGGAACUACCUGCUGUUGGAGCCAAAGACGUGUGACGGUUUGCGAUCUGUUGUGAUCCUGCUUCCUGUAGUGAAAGAGGAUUUGAGAGAGUUAAUGUGAAAUCAACCAUUUUAUUGUCACACUUUGGCUUCUUACUCGCUCAUAACGGGAAUGAAACCUGAAGCUCAGGGAUCUUGAUCGGGAGGGAGGGAUCGUUCAGGCAAGAUUCACCAGCUGCUUAUUGGACAAAACGACGCCAUUCAGUAGUCCAGCCUUAGCAAAGCAUGGCUUCUCAGCUAGAUGCCAAAAGCACACACACACACACACACACACACACGGAAAAUGCAACGAGCGGCAUACAUGCUUAAGGCAAACUGCCUGAUUAAAAUGAGUUUUUCUUAGAGAUAGAUCACCCAAAAAUGAAAAGUUUUCAUCCUUUUGUUACUCAAAAUUAUGUUUAACUCAUCUGUGAGAUGCUGGUUAGCACAAUCUUUUGCAUAAAACAAAAAAGUGGAUUAUAUCUCCAAAUAGGACAAAUGUUUUUGCAUUUAAGAGUAGUUAUGCAGUGUUUGAGAAA